Messenger RNA from Nothobranchius furzeri (turquoise killifish), 4239 nucleotides. It is a transcript of the gene sfxn3, whose product is annotated as sideroflexin 3. Lineage: Eukaryota; Metazoa; Chordata; Actinopteri; Cyprinodontiformes; Nothobranchiidae. Gene Ontology annotation, cellular component: mitochondrial inner membrane. Gene Ontology annotation, molecular function: monoatomic ion transmembrane transporter activity. Gene Ontology annotation, biological process: monoatomic ion transport; serine import into mitochondrion. The record is from RefSeq and is a predicted model, not a curated record.
UAAUCGGUCUGCGCAUGCGCAUUUCCACAAAGUAUCCAAAAUCAACGGGUAGCACGGAUAGUCUGGACACCGGCGGCGCUGUGAUAUUGAGAGGUCAUACAUGUCCAAAAAUCAUAUAAAUUAUCACAGAGUUUCUGCUUACUAGAGAAAAAUCAAGAUGUCUGGAGAGUUGUCCCUCAGCAUAAACAUUAAGGAGCCAAGAUGGGACCAAGCUACAUUCAUGGGACGUGCCAAACACUUCUUCAUGGUCACAGAUCCCAGGAAUGUGCUGCUGUCCCCAGAGACACUGGAGGAAGCCAGAGUUAUUGUGGAGAGCUACAGAGCUGGGACUGUAAAGCCUGGCUUGACAGAGGAUGAGCUCUGGAGAGCCAAGUACAUUUACGAUUCUGCCUUUCAUCCCGACACGGGGGAGAAGAUGUUUGUGAUUGGCCGGAUGUCUGCUCAGGUGCCGAUGAACAUGUCCAUCACAGGCUGCAUGCUCACCUUUUACAGGACCACUCCAGCUGUCGUCUUCUGGCAGUGGGUCAAUCAGUCCUUCAACGCCGUGGUCAAUUACACUAACCGCAGUGGAGAUGCUCCCAUCACCGUGAACCAGCUGGGCGCAGCCUACGUCAGUGCUACGACAGGAGCUGUAGUCACUGCCUUGGGACUCAAGUCUUUAGCUUCGCGUCUUCCUCCAAUUGUCAGCCGUUUUGUUCCCUUUGCUGCUGUUGCUGCUGCUAACUGCAUCAACAUCCCCUUUAUGAGGCAGAGGGAGUUAAAAUAUGGAAUCCCUGUGACGGAUGAGAAUGGAAACAGGUUAGGAGAGUCUGUCAGUGCUGCCCAACAGGCCAUUGUUCAGGUGGUGGUGUCAAGGAUUGGCAUGGCAGUGCCUGCAAUGGCCAUUCCUCCUGUUAUAAUGAAUGCUCUGGAGAAAAAAGCUUUCAUGAAGCGAUUCCCAGUCCUAAAUGCUCCCAUCCAAGUUGGGUUAGUCGGUCUGUGCCUGGUGUUUGCAACUCCUCUGUGCUGCGCCCUGUUCCCCCAGAAAAGCUCGAUGAGUGUGAGCAGGCUGGAAGCAGAUCUGCAGGAGAAAAUACGAGAGACGAGUCCUCACACCACCACCGUUUACUUCAAUAAGGGCCUGUAGGCACAGCCAGCACAGCACAGGAACACACACACACACACACACACACACACGUACGUACGUUAUGGGCACGAGGGAGGAAAAGACAAAUUUAAGAUGGUAUUCUUUGGUUGUGAGUCUUGCUGUUUGUUGUUUCUUCUACAUCUAACCACUUUGAGCCGCUCCAGGCCAAACAUUGAAGGUUUUGUUCAUUUAAAACAAAAAUCUAAAUGAAAACCAAUGACUUAUAUUUUUGUGCACAAGCCUCUAUGGAAGGAAAAUGUUUGAUUUGUUUUUAAUUUGAUGUGCUUCGGGUUGUUUUUGUCUUCCACUGGUUGCAACAGCAUCUAAUAAUUGAUCGCUGAUGCUUCGUGUUGUGGUCAGGCCGGCGUCCUGAUAAAUUAUUCCAGUUUCAAAUGAAGAUUGUGCUUGUAAGUCGUGUUUGUACUUCUGAAUGUAAAUCUUUUUGGUUUUUGGUCCUUUGCACUUUUUAAAACCUUUCCUUAGUCACGUUAUUAUUUUUGGAAACAUUCACACCACCUUAACAAGGUAAAACUGCUGCCUUCCUCACUUUUCACAAAAUUACCAUAAAAUUCAUGUGAAGUUUCUCCAUAUAGUCACUCUGCCUUUUGUUGACCUGUGUUGACCCUCAGCUCUCCUUUAAGUGUACUUAUGUCCCUCUGUAUUUUAUUUAGGCAAGGUAACGUGGUGCUAGUUACAUGUUGGAAUGACAAUAUUUAUAAAAUAUAUCAAGCUCAGCCAUGUGAGUGAAAUCUUGAGUGUAGUUUAUAUCUAAUGAGGACGUUUAGUGGCAGCUUGUUUUUAAAUCAGGCUUCUUGUUCUGUGGUUGAAUUAUCUGCUUGUUGCAAUGAGGAAGUGGAUAAAACAGAUAUUAUCUUAUCUAAACUUCCCCUCCUGCUAGUGUAGCUAGAUAGCGCUGUGCUGUUGUCAGUUUAAACUCAAAAUACCACAAGAGAUUGAUUUUAAUGUCAUGUUUGUUAUAGUAGGAGGUUUUUCCUGGACCUGUAUUAGAUGUAUAAUUAUACAAAUUAGUGGGUCUACUAGAUGGCCCCACGUUUGCACUAGAAUACAAAGUCAGCUGCUCGGUAACAGAACUAUUGAUCGGCGUGCUUCUUGUACUGAAGGUGGUCGGUUUAGAGAGGCUUUCCUCUUUUUGGAGCAAACUUAGAGGAAUUACCAGCUCUAGUUCAGCAUCUGUGCAAUGGGAUGUUUUACUUCUGCCUGUUUAAAAAAAUAUAUAAAUGUGCGAGUACAGUAAGAGCCAAACAGGCUGUGUUUUGUGACAUUUGUGUGACUACCCAUUUAAACUGAUGGUAGCGGCUGCUCUAUAAAUGUUUUUGACAUAAAUUGGUUUGUGUCAAUCUGAAAUGUUGUGUUUUCAUGUAAGAUUCAAAAGUCAUCAGAAUGUACGCAAAUAUUUAUAAUUUUCAGACAAGAAAAUCCUCCAGAUCUUUUCUCCAUUAUUACUCCUUUCUUAGUUUAAAUAACUGAUUCUUAUCAUCUUACGUUUGUGCAGCAGCUACCCUUUAACUCCACUACCUUUACAUGCUUGAAUAUCUAACCAUGCACUGCAGGCUUUGCUGCUUUUUCCAAUGUUUGACACUAAUCAGAAACAGAAUGCAGUGAUUGGUGAUUGUUUUGGUGAGCAUCGUGGCGCUGUUGCGUUUGGGGAUUUUCUUGUCUUUGCCGAGUGUGAAACUGGACUCUUACUAUGAGAACUGCCUGAUUUGUGUUGCUAAAACGAGCAUUUUAACAUUUUGAAUGUCUUUGUUUUAUUGUGUUGAAUGAAUUGUGGUGGUGAGGUUAAAUUAUUUCAUGGCCUGCCAUAUUUUAACAGGUCAGAACCAAGAAGAUGUCGACUUAUUUUUUGUGGAAGUGUCUAGAACAAACUGCAGUUGAUUUUAUGAACGUCGUCUCAGCUGGUGACUGUAAUUGUUGGUGCCACCAUAGAUCUAGCCAAAGAUAAGAUGGGUAGUAAAGCAGAAACCUGGAGUUUUCACUCUUUCAGGAAUGUGAUUUUUUUGAAAUCCAUAAAAGUCACAGUCUUACUCUAUACUGUGGUAUAAAGUAGGCAAUACGUUUUUUAAAAAGUUGCUGCUAAGCCCUCCCCAGUCCCAUAGAGCCUCAUACAAUUUGAAUGAGCUGUGCUCAGCAUUAGCCGACAGUGUUAGUGCGCUGCUUAUGUACAGAUGUUAAUCACAGAGUGUGUUCGGGCGUCUGCGGCCAUGCCUAGACUGAUGCAAGGUUGGCGACCUUUCAUAUGGACCAUUAACUCUACAGUGGCAAGUUUGGUAAACAAAUGAGCUUAAAACCUUUUUCAUGCCAUAAAUACAUUGUGGAGAUAAAAAAUAAGUGGUUCUCUCGCAUGUCUAAAAACCUCAGCCAAUAACAUGUUUUGGACCGAAAGCAGCAUAAGCGUCUCAGGGAAGAUACAUGAGGGGAGGGGUGAGUGGUCCGUGACAGUGUUUGUGUUCAAAACCUAGCUUGUUCUGUAAAUUAGCCAAAGCAGCUUUAAGCCUUUAAAACAUAUUUAUAUUAAUACACAGCACAGUGAGAAUAAUGAUAAAACAAUAUUUUUCUGCUCUGUUGCCCAGCUAGCACAUUUGCAAACGAGAGGCUUUGCUUCAAGCUUCAUCACAGAAGUAGGGGGAGUGGCUUUAGGGUGCAAUACAUAUUUCUGCCUCUAGGUGGUGCCCUCAAAGAAAACUAGAUUUCUGCUUUAAGGAGUGGGUGUUUGUCUCCUAAGCCCAUUUUGUUUCAGCUUUAUUUUAUCGACCUUUAACAUGACUUAUUUGGCUAUUUUUGUUUUAUUCUACACAAAACAUUUGAAAUCGCAAAGGCAGGAAGGGAUGAGACUGACCAUGUUUUAGCUGUUAUCUACGUUUAUCAUCACAACUGAAAAACCCUGACUUUCACCUCUGUUGUGCAUGCUUUGAGACCGGAAGGCACAAAUGUAUAGACAAUCUUCUUGUCACACCCCAUGAAUGUUUUGGAUUAUUUGUGUUCAUUCGGGUAGACCCGUCAGUAUUGGUGCAGUGUUCUCGCCUCCUGUUUCUAUUGUUUUAAAUCCACUUUGAUGUAUUUUGCUGAGAGCAAUAAAAUCAAAUCUGAAACAA